Molecule: messenger RNA, 792 nt
Organism: Neurospora tetrasperma FGSC 2508
Lineage: Eukaryota; Fungi; Ascomycota; Sordariomycetes; Sordariales; Sordariaceae
Exons: 3
Coding region: 1-792 (263 amino acids)
Biological process (GO): regulation of transcription by RNA polymerase II
Molecular function (GO): DNA-binding transcription factor activity, RNA polymerase II-specific; RNA polymerase II cis-regulatory region sequence-specific DNA binding
Source: RefSeq, a predicted model, not a curated record
AUGCUGAGCUCACAGAACCCGGCGGUAACGCAACCGCCAACGGCGGGACACGGCUCUUCGUUGCCCUCCCUACAUGACUUUGGCAACUUCAGGACAUCUUCAUCCCAGAACAGCUACUACCCAUCUGCGACCCAACAAUCACAAAGCUCGACCCAAAGUAGUUACUACCCAUCACCAUCGACACCACAACAGGGCUCAUAUCCUGGUUUUCAAGGGGUACCAACAUCGCAGUUAUCCCCGACAAGUUACUCACCUUCAACAUCGCAAGGAAAUGCGCCACGCGCAUUGGGAUCGAUAUCGAGCAGCGGCAGCAGCGGAUCCGGGCUACACAACAUGCACCAGCCCGGCACACCGUUGGCCAUGGUGGGUAUGUCAGGCAUGCAUUAUGGCACCCACCAUCCGAUGCCUCAGUACCAUCGGUAUGGAGCUGGCCACGACCAAUUGGGACCUCGUCAAGGGGACCGACCAUACAAGUGUGAUCAGUGCACGCAGGGCUUCAACAGGAAUCAUGACUUGAAGCGCCACAAGAGGAUACAUUUGGCUACGAAGCCAUAUCCUUGUGGCAACUGUGAGAAGUCUUUCUCGAGGAAGGAUGCGCUGAAGCGUCACAGACUAGUCAAGGGUUGCGGAAAGAACGAUCAGGUCAACGGAAACAACACCAAGCCGGGAACGGCGGGGGACAAUAACACACGGCCACCGGGUGAUUACUCGGUAGGCUCCAGGACUUCGCCCAUGGAACGCAUCGACGAAAAUGCGAGUGGUGACGGAGCAGUGGCGCGAUUGGCUUCGUGA